AUGCCCGUACCAGGCGGAGUCUACCAGAGUCAAGGACCAUCUUGUUUCGAUAAAAUGAAAAUGGGCUUCAUGAUUGGAUUUUGUGUCGGAAUGGCGAGCGGCGGCCUCUUCGGUGGUUUUACAGCUUUGAGAUAUGGAGCUAGAGGAAGAGAAUUAGUACAUUCCGUUGGAAAAGUUAUGCUUCAAGGUGGAGGAACUUUCGGCACAUUUAUGGCCAUCGGAACUGGAAUACGCUGUUAA
Messenger RNA from Spodoptera littoralis (African cotton leafworm), 240 nucleotides. The record is from the annotation of a GenBank genome assembly. NCBI's taxonomy places the organism in Eukaryota, Metazoa, Arthropoda, Insecta, Lepidoptera, Noctuidae.